Molecule: messenger RNA, 1498 nt
Organism: Myripristis murdjan (pinecone soldierfish)
Lineage: Eukaryota; Metazoa; Chordata; Actinopteri; Holocentriformes; Holocentridae
Product: NFU1 iron-sulfur cluster scaffold homolog, mitochondrial
Exons: 8
Coding region: 88-876 (262 amino acids)
Biological process (GO): iron-sulfur cluster assembly
Cellular component (GO): mitochondrion
Molecular function (GO): iron ion binding; iron-sulfur cluster binding
Source: RefSeq, a predicted model, not a curated record
UGCAGAGGUGUGCGAAAUCAAAUGAAAGCGCUGACCGGGACGAUGUGACGUCCACCGGCCGAGGUCCUCCGUUUCAAAACAAACAAAAUGGCGGCGCGCAUGAGAUGGGGUCUUCACCAGCUGUUACGGUCAAGAAAUACCUCUCACUUUAGGUUUCUAGUCAAAUCCAGAAGCCAGUACCACACACAGGGCGCCGGUCACAGCUUCACCAGGCCUCAGCUUCUGCCGGUGACAGGAGCCACACACUUCUCAGUGCGACACCUGUCCAUCCAGACACAAGAUACCCCAAACCCCAGGAGCCUGAAGUUUCUGCCUGGUAAACCUGUCCUAGGAAGCGGGACCCUGGACUUUCCUUCUCCCAGCUCAGCAGAGUCUUCAUCCCUUGCCAGGAUCCUCUUUGAAAUUGAAGGAGUAAAAAGUGUAUUCUUUGGGCCUGACUUCAUAACAGUCACUAAGGCAGAUGAUGAUGUGGAAUGGACAGACAUUAAGCGUCAUGCUUUGGAGGCCAUUGAUAAGUUCUUUGAAAGUGGGGAACCCAUAACAUCGGUGGCAGUACACCCUGAAAGCAGUCUUUCUGAAGAUGAUGAUGAAAUUGUAUCGAUGAUUAAAGAGCUUCUGGACACAAGAAUCAGGCCCACGGUGCAGGAGGACGGAGGCGAUGUCAUCUUCAAGGGUUUUGAGGAUGGCAGAGUCAAGCUGAAGCUGGUGGGCUCCUGCACGGGCUGUCCCAGCUCUACGGUCACCCUGAGGAACGGCAUUCAGAACAUGCUGCAGUUUUACAUCCCAGAGGUAGAUGAGGUGGAACAGGUGGAAGAUGAAGUGGAUGAAAUCAAUGCAAAGGUGUUCUCAGAGCUGGAGCGCAAAUUGCAAGACUAAAACCUCUUCUUUGACCAUUGCACCCAUAAAUAUUGUUAUUGAAAAGCCUAUUUCACUGUAGACAAACAUGGCUGUGCACUGCUUCCUCCAGCUACUAAAGUCAAAAGAGACAAAAUGAAUUCCUGCUUGUAUCUAUAUAUACUGUUAGUGUUUGAUUAUUGUAUUUGAUUUAUGUACAUACUGUAUGCACUUGUUACCAAUGUGAAUACUGUCAUUUUUCCAAACUACAUGACAGAAUAUUCUGCUUCAAUGACUGUAAAUGUUGUUUUAUUUAUUUAUGAAUACUGAUAUUUUACAUUUUGAAAGAAUAUUUUCAUAUGAUAGGAAUAUUGAGAGACUUUUUGAGGCUGAUUAUGGAUUGUCUGUUGUUUUGUGCAGAACGACCAGUUGUUUGUCUUCAUAUAAGGUUUUCCAGUUGUUGACUGCUGCCACUGAACAGUUUAUUCUGUUAAUGUGUCAUUUUUUAGAGUAUAUUAUUAAGCCUGUAUUCAUCAAAUGGAUGUAGGUGUGGAUACAACUCUGUCUGAAAAUCUGUAGGCUGUAUCUAUGCUGAUCCUGUGCACUAGGGCUGAUCUUAUAAACGGAUUCAUCACAUUAAACAGAAAUUCACCUCUUUAAAGCA